AAUACAGAUGUGGCCAAUGGCCCUCCACCUUGGGCCAUGUCGAAUUCGGCCCAAGCAGCCUGGAGUUCGGCCUUUGGUUUCAUGCUUUUUAUAGCAGUCGGAGGAAACGCCAUAGUUAUGUGGAUAGUUAUAGCUCAUAGACGAAUGAGGACAGUAACAAAUUAUUUUCUUGUAAAUUUGAGCCUUGCAGAUUUGCUGAUGUCUGUGCUGAAUUGUCUUUUUAAUUUUAUAUACAUGCUUAAGAGCGACUGGAUCUUCGGCGACUGGUAUUGCACAAUAAACAACUUUAUUGCAAACGUGACGGUAGCUGCGAGCAUUUUCACACUCACAGGCAUCUCAUUCGACAGGUACAUGGCCAUAGUGAGGCCUCUAGAACCAAGAAUGUCGAAAAAAUGCUCUUUAUUAGCCAUAGCUGCAAUUUGGUUUGCUGGAAUGAUUUUGGGAAUACCCUGUCUUAUGUAUUCUAGCACUGUAGUUUACAAUGAAAAAUACCAUUUAACAGCCUGUAUACUAGUUUGGCCUGAUGGAUCUUCAGAUGUCUCGAAAAUGGAUUAUAUUUAUCAGGUUGUCCUGUUUAUUGUGACUUAUCUAAUGCCUAUAGCAGGGAUGUCCAGAUGCUACUGGGCAAUGGGCAGAGAAUUGUGGGGCAGCAGGUCAAUUGGGGAACACACACAAAGACAGGCUGAUGCCAUUUGCAGAAAACGAAAGGUGGUCAGGAUGUUCGCAGCCGUCGUGGGCAUUUUUGCAGUUUGCUGGCUGCCUUAUCAGCUCUAUUUUGUCUACAUGCAUGUGGAUAAAUCGCUGAUGUACUGGCCUUAUACCCAGCAAAUGUAUUUGAGCUUCUACUGGUUAGCCAUGGGUAAUGCAAUGGUUAAUCCGAUAAUAUAUUACUGGAUGAACAACAGGUAA
Ctenocephalides felis (cat flea) is the source of this 909-nucleotide messenger RNA. RefSeq names its product tachykinin-like peptides receptor 86C. Gene Ontology annotation, molecular function: neuropeptide Y receptor activity; tachykinin receptor activity. The transcript is spliced from 7 exons. NCBI's taxonomy places the organism in Eukaryota, Metazoa, Arthropoda, Insecta, Siphonaptera, Pulicidae. The record is from RefSeq and is a predicted model, not a curated record. Gene Ontology annotation, biological process: G protein-coupled receptor signaling pathway. Gene Ontology annotation, cellular component: plasma membrane. The coding region runs from base 37 to 909 and encodes 290 amino acids.